Molecule: messenger RNA, 3780 nt
Organism: Besnoitia besnoiti
Lineage: Eukaryota; Apicomplexa; Conoidasida; Eucoccidiorida; Sarcocystidae
Exons: 2
Coding region: 1-3780 (1259 amino acids)
Source: RefSeq, a predicted model, not a curated record
AUGCUCAUGGUUUUGCGCGAGAACUCGGGGUUCUCAGCGGAUGAGGAUGCUCAGUCUGGGGUGCGCGACGGAAUUGAAGGCUCGCGGCUGACCUGGGGAAUCGGGGCGAGCGCAGCGCCAGUUACAACUGCCGCUGUCGACCAGCGUAGUGUGGUGGUACGGGACGGCUUCUCUGAAACAGGCGAGAAGCCCGCGGCGACCAGCGAAAAGUUUCAUAAUGCUCAAGACAGGAGGAGCGAUGGAAGUGAAGCGCGCGAAGAAGUGGGUCUCGAGUCGACGGUCACUCUCUCUCGUGGGAGGGGGGAUCCCUUGGGGAGGCGGUCGAGCAGAGAAGGGGAGCGUCUCCUGAGAAGUGCUGGCAGAAGCGCUCCCGACAGGACACGGGGUGUCUGGGGCUCGGUAGCUCAUCCAGGUUCUCUGACACGGCGGAAAACUGCGAGUGUAUUUCUGGCAGUUGUAUUUCUCAUGGCCAGCGCAUGGGUAAAGUGCCUGCGCGUUUUGCCAGUGUCCGGCACCCCACGUCCGAAGGUGGGUGCCUCUCGCAGACGCCUUGGAGAGAGCGACAAGGGGCGUCUCCCCUCUGAGUGCGCCGCUUUGACAGGGUCCACAACCGGGGCGCAGGGUGGAGGCGGCGACCAACAGGCUGGGGCUGGAGGAGCUGACCCUGUCGUAUCCGGCGUGCCAGAAGAAGAGGCAGGACUGGCACCGCCCACAACACAAGCUCGAUCGGAGUCAGCGGGCCGAGAGACACAACCGGAAUCUGGUGGGACCUCUGGCAGAACACCGGAGGCGCAACGACGUCCACUUUACGUCCUCCCAGGACGGACCCCUCGCUUCCCAGUUUCGACAUCUGUUGGCAGCCAGGACAGUCGCGCCGGGGCGAAGGGCGGUGGACGAUUGGGAGCUCCGAGGGUGAAGGAGUCUGCCAAGGGUUCAAAGGCUGCUGCCCUGGGUGUUGCCAGUGAGGAUCAGGGAGAGGCCGACAAGGGGCCGAGACCGGCUCGCUCUUCGACACAAGAGCGUCAGGGUGGGGGACGCCCAGUGGACGGUCACAGCGGAACGGGGAGCGGACCCAAGGUGACGCGGCGUGUAGUGGCGGGUGCUUCACUUGGGCCUCGACAACGGAAGGUGGAGGGGCCUGGCAGCCCCGCUGACUCGCCAAGGGUACAGAGGCAGGGAGCCUUCGACCGCUCGGGGCCGACUCCUCCAUUGCGGGUUUCGACAUCUCUUGGAAGCCAGGACAGUCGUGGCGGGCAGAAGCGCGGUGGGCGACCGGGACGUCCAAGCGUGAAGGAGUCUGCCAAGGGUUCAAAGGCUGCUGCCCUGGGUGUUGCCAGUGAGGAUCAGGGAGAGGUCGACAAGGGGCCGAGACCGGCUCGCUCUUCGACACAAGAGCGUCAGGGUGGGGGACGCCCAGUGGACGGUCACAGCGGAACGGGGAGCGGACCCAAGGUGACGCGGCGUGUAGUGGCGGGUGCUUCACUUGGGCCUCGACAACGGAAGGUGGAGGGGCCUGGCAGCCCCGCUGACUCGCCAAGGGUACAGAGGCAGGGAGCCUUCGACCGCUCGGGGCCGACUCCUCCAUUGCGGGUUUCGACAUCUCUUGGAAGCCAGGACAGUCGUGGCGGGCAGAAGCGCGGUGGGCGACCGGGACGUCCAAGCGUGAAGGAGUCUGCCAAGGGUUCAAAGGCUGCUGCCCUGGGUGUUGCCAGUGAGGAUCAGGGAGAGGUCGACAAGGGGCCGAGACCGGCUCGCUCCUCGACACAAGUGCGUCAGGGUGGGGGACGCCCAGUGGACGGUCACAGCGGAACGGGGAGCGGACCCAAGGUGACACGGCGUGUAGUGGCGGGUGCUUCACUUGGGCCUCGACAACGGAAGGUGGAGGGGCCUGGCAGCCCCGCUGACUCGCCAAGGGUACAGAGGCAGGCAGCCUUCGACCGUUCGGGGAAGUCCGGCUUCUUCCGUAUGUGUGUCGCUUGCGGCAGUGAGCCUCGCCGCGGCGGGCAGCAGAGCGAUGGUCCACCGAGAGUUCCGAAAGUGAAGGAUUCUGCCAAGGGUUCAAAGGCUGCUGCCCUGGGUGUUGCCGGUGAGGAUCAGGGAGAGGCCGACAAGGGGCCGAGACCGGCUCGCUCUUCGACACAAGAGCGUCAGGGUGGGGGACGCCCAGUGGACGGUCACAGCGGAACGGGGAGCGGACCCAAGGUGACGCGGCGUGUAGUGGCGGGUGCUUCAAUUGGGCCUCAUCAACGGAAGGUAGAGGGACCUGUCAGCCCUGCUGACUCGCCAAGGGUACAGAGGCAGGUAGCCUUCGACCGUUCAGAGUCGUCGGCCCUCUUCCCUAUAUGGGUUUUUUUAGGCAGUGACAUUCGCCGCGGCGGGCAGGAGGGCGACAGUCGACCGGGACGUCCAAGCGUGAAGGAGUCUGCCAAGGGUUCAAAGGCUGCUGCCCUGGGUGUUGCGGGUGAGGAUCAGGGAGAGGCCGACAAGGGGCCGAGACCGGCUCGCUCUUCGACACAAGAGCGUCAGGGUGGGGGACGCCCAGUGGACGGUCACAGCGGAACGGGGAGCGGACCCAAGGUGACGCGGCGUGUAGUGGCGGGUGCUUCAAUUGGGCCUCAACAAGUAAUGGUGGAGGGGCCUGUCGGCCCUACUAGAUCGCCGCUGGUACAGACGCGGCCUCGCUUCGACCUGCCGGGGUCGGCUUCUCUCGUCCCGGUGUCGUCGUCUUUAAACAGCCCUGGAACAGAGACGGGCGGACGAGCACCGGGCGAGACUGGCUCGGCCGAUGGGGGAGCGGGUUCCGGGUCUGUGCAGUUGAUUUCUUUGGAAGAGGCGCUGGCAGCCAUUUCAUCACCCAUCUCACCCACGGCGUUUCCAGAAAAGGAUCGGUUUGAAGCGCCGCGCAGUGUGAAUGCAGCCACUCACGCGGGUGAAGGGUCUGAGGGUUUGGCGAGCGCGGAAGCCGUUUCGUCGCCUCCGUCUCGACGACGGCAGUGGGAUCGACCUCCUGGAUUGCCAAGCGUACAGAGGCGGUCUCGCGUCGAUCUGACGGGAUCGGCGCCUCUCGUCCUGGUGUCGUCGGUUUUGGAGAGGCUUGUAUCAGAGACAAGUGAAAGUCGACUCGCGGGACCGGGGUUGACGGAUUCGGCAGAGGACCGACGGGUUACACUUCUGCCUGUACCGGAAGACCGACAGGGUGAAGGACGCCCAGUGGACGGUCACAGCGGAACGGGGAGCGGACCCAAGUUGAUUUCUUUGGAAGAGGCGCUGGCAGCCAUUUCAUCACCCAUCUCACCCACGGCGUUUCCAGAAAAGGAUCGGUUUGAAGCGCCGCGCAGUGUGAAUGCAGCCACUCACGCGGGUGAAGGGUCUGAGGGUAUGGCGAGCGCGGAAGCCGUUUCGUCGCCUCCGUCUCGACGACGGCAGUGGGAUCGACCUCCUGGAUUGCCAAGCGUACAGAGGCAGUCUCGCGUCGAUCUGACGGGAUCGGCUUCUCUCGCGCCGGUGUCGUCGUCUUUCGACAGCCCUGGAACAGAGACGGGCGGACGAGCACCGGGCGAGACUGGCUCGGCCGAUGGGGGAGCGGGUUCCGGGUCUGUGCAGUUGAUUUCUUUGGAAGAGGCGCUGGCAGCCAUUUCAUCACCCAUCUCACCCACGGCGUCUCCAGAAAAGGAUCGGCGUGAAGCGCCGCGCAAUGUGGAGACGGACACUCACGCGGGCGAGGGGUCUGAGGGUUUGGCGAGCGCGGAAGCCGUUUCUCCGCCUCCGUCUCAACGGUGA